Molecule: messenger RNA, 1392 nt
Organism: Pecten maximus
Lineage: Eukaryota; Metazoa; Mollusca; Bivalvia; Pectinida; Pectinidae
Product: bis(5'-adenosyl)-triphosphatase ENPP4-like
Exons: 4
Coding region: 124-1056 (310 amino acids)
Source: RefSeq, a predicted model, not a curated record
UACCUCGUGCAACACUAUACAACUUGUCCGAUUCAAUUUCAUAUCAACGUAGAAUUGAUGUACUCAUUGAUUGGUUCACAGACAAGGAAUACAAUGCGAUAAAUUUUGGGAUGUUAUAUUUUGAUGAGCCUGACUUAUCAGGGCCAUAAAUAUGGACCACUGUCAAAAGAAGUUCGGGAGGAAAUAAAACGUCUAGAUCAAGCGCUCGGAUAUCUGAGAGAAAAGUUGAACAAGACAGGCCUUUCUGAGAGAAUGAAUAUAAUCAUCACUGCAGAUCAUGGAAUGAACCAAUUUGAGAACAAAUUUGUGAAUUUGGAUGAGAUACUUGAUCGUAGUUGGUACACAACCCCUUCACAUUCCAAGCACCAUCUUGUACCGAUGAUAAUCCCUAAUAAGGGUCAUGAAAUGCAUGUUUCUGCUGCCUUAUUUGGAGAAAGUGGCACAGGGAACGAUCAUGAAGGAUUCUAUGCCUGGUGGAGAAAUGGCACAGAGAUGAAGAAUCGUUACUUCAGCAAAAGCCGACGUAUCAUGGAAAUUAUUUUGGAAGCAAAGAAAGGAUGGAUCAUUGUAAAUAACUCUACGCAGGGCCCAUAUGUCAAGGGAAAUCACGGCUACAAUCCCCAAACUGUGUCUGACAUGUUGCCAUUUUUCAUUGCUGCUGGCCCAGCGUUUCAGAAAGGAAUUUCUGUUCCUGCCUUUGACAUGGUGGACAUAUAUCCUUUGAUGUGUCAUAUUCUUGCACUGGUACCAGCACAAAACAGAGGCAAUCUGGACCAUGUCAAAGAUCUCCUGAAAAAUCCUCCAGUCUGGUACAGAACACUUGAAACCACUGCUGUCACAUUCAUCGUAGUGGUGAUUCUAGCUGCAUUAGUUGGUGGAAUAUUUGGAAUCGCUGCCGUACGCCAGAGCCGUAUUUCGAGGAGAAAAAUGUUGUUUCAGAACAGAAGAAGACUAGAUUUGUCACCGAUCCGAUCACUACCAGAAACUGACUCGAUGUUGCGAUCCGAUGAAGAUGAAGAUGAUUUCAUGGAUUAUACUCAUUCCAGGCUGCAUUAGGACUGAUUAAUGGUAAAAUUUUGAAUGAUUUUGUCACCAAUGCUGAGAAAUUAGUUUGGGCACAUGCAUAUCAAGCAUUGUAUGAUUAGCACAUCAGGGGUGAUACAACUUUUUCAAAUAAUCUCCAUAUUUUUUUAAUUGCUUCAACUCAAUGUCUUCUGGGAUGUUGUGUCUCCACGUCUUAUUUUUUCCCCCCAAAUUUUGUUCAUUAAUGCUUUGCUCAGUAAAUUGGUAUGUUUCUUGAUAUUUUAUAUCAUGAUUUAAAUGGGCUAUGUUGUCCGGCAUUUUAAUUGUUAUGCACACAUAGUAUUCUGUGUGUAUUUACAUCAAUCCAUU